AUCAUCAUCAUCAUCAUCCAAUGUCAUCAUUAUCAACAACCGAUGAAUAUAGUAGCCGAUAUUCAUCAUUACAAGAUACUGAAUCAUUAAAAAGUGCCAUAUUGGAUUCAUUUCGUAUGCAUUGGAUACAAGCAUGGUCUAUUAUGGAAUGUAAAAUUCUAAACGAUAUAACUAUUGAUGAUUUAUCAAGUAUUGUUAAUCAUAUUGAACAAAUGAUUUCAUUAUUAGUUGAAGAAAAUGUAAAUGAUGUACGUACUGCUGCAAGUAUGAGUGAUAUAAAAACAUUUGAACAUACAACAACAUCAUCAGAAAAUAAUAGCCAUCAUAGUUGUGGUCAACAUAAUCUGAAUCCGAAUAAUAAUAAUAAUAAUUCUAUAAUAAUCGAAUCAUCCAGUACAUCAUCAUCCUCAUCAUCAUCAUUAAGCCCAUUAUUGGAAUUUCUAUCAAGUGAAUCAAUAUUAGAGAAAAUAUUUCAAUGGUCAGAAAUGUCCGGAGAAUGGAAGAAUGCCAUGUAUCUGGAACAAUUAAAAUUAUAUGAUUUAUUAAUUAGUGAAUUGUGCCAAACCGAUAUUAUUCUAUUCAAGCAAUCAUUCUUUCAGCCAUUGAUAUAUUUAUUAGAUUCAUUAUCAACAUUUUUAAUGUCCAAUUAUACAACGAUAAAUAAUUAUGUUGUUGAGAUUGAAAAACGUUUGGUUAUAUUGCUCAAUACAUUAUGCGUAAUAAUUAGCCAGAAUAAUCGCCUUUUAAAUUUAUUUAUUAUUAAUGGAAAAUUCUAUUCAACAAAAAUCAACAAUUCGAAUAGAAAAUUAUCAUUGAAUGAUAUGUACGAUGAUGAUAUGACGGUAACCAUUAAUCAUCAAAACAGUCAUAUGCCAAAACAACAAUCUAGUCAUCUGGAUUCUUACUGUGAUAAACAAAACAAAACAAAUGAACAUACGGACAAAAUCGACAAUGAUUAUGAUAAUCAACAGGAUGAUAAUUUUGAAAAUGUUUCUUUUCCAUUAUUUUCAUUAUUGAUACAAUUCGUUCAUAGAGAUGGUCCAAUUGGACAACAAGCACGUGAUGCAAUAUUACUUUGUUUAGCCAUGUCAAGACAUGAUGAACGUUUAGCAUAUUAUGUUGCAAAUAAAACUGAUUUCUGUCCAAUAUUGGCCACUGGUUUAAGUGGACAUUUUUCAUCACUACCACGUGUAUUGAUUGCCGCUAAUAAUGAUAAUCAUCAACCAUUAUCGGGCAACAACAAUAACAACAACAACAAAAAUAAUAAUAAUAAUGAACAAUAUCAAUCAUAUCAAUUCAAACAUGAACUUUUAUCCAAUUCAAAAGAGAUUGAUCAUUUCUUAAAAUGUUUAGAUUUCUGCAAUGCUGUUGUACAGAUGUCUCAUCCAAUCAUACAAGUGCAAUUACUAAAAUUUACCUUUAAUGGUUUUUUAAUCUCCGUAAUCGGACCAGCAUUACAUCAGGAUGUGGCCAAUGUUUCCAUCAACGAUCUUGAAACAUUACCAUCAUAUUCGAACACAUUGGAUGAAAUUAUAACUACAACUGCCUAUCUGGAUCUAUUUAUUCGAACAACAAGUGAACCAAAAUUGAUUCGAAUAUUUCUUGAAUUUCUUUGUUUUGAAGUUUAUGAUAAUAAUUUCAUUAUUUCAACUUUGAUCAAUCGUAUUACAGCUAAAUCUAAGCUAUCACUUGUGACAUUGAUAUUCUUUAAAACAUUGUUGGAUUUAAACUGUGAAGAUCUACUUUAUGAACUUAUUUUCAAACAUCUAAUGCGUGGUCGUCAUUUGAAAAAAGAAUCUCACCAUGACGAUAAUUUGGAUUAUUCAUCAUCAAAACAUUAUGCACAAAAUCAAUCAUAUCGAUCAUAUCAGAAAAAUUGGCUUGCAAUUUCGGCUCAAAAAUUACUAUCAACAAGUAUAUCUUAUUAUCUGAAUAGUCUUUGUCCGCAUCAAGCAGCGGCCGUAAAUAUUGAGAUUGAAUCUAUUUCAUCAUUUGAUUCGAAUAUAUCGAAUAAUUGUAAAUGUCAUUCUGGAUAUUUUCUUAAUUAUCUCAAUUACUUAAAUGAUGCUCGACAAAAUCUUGAACAAUGUCAUUUAGCAACAAAAACGUGGCGAAAUUCUUAUCAUGAACCAUGUCAUUUACUUAAUGAAGUUCAAGAUGAAAAUAUCAUAUUUUGUACGAUUGAUCGAAACAAUCUGAACGGUGACAACAACAAUAACAAUAACGACAACAAUGAUGAUCAUAAUCAUGAUGAUUGUGGCCAUCAACAACAAUCAACAACAACAAUGGCAAUGAUGGAUGAAGAAAUCAUCGAUAUUAAUGAUAUAAUUACACAAAAUACAUUAUUAGCAAAAUUUUCACCUGGAUUCAAAAUGAAGAACUGCUAUUAUGAUUUGAAAAAGAAAAAAAUUAGCUAUAAAAUUGAAACAAAUAAGCCAUCAUUUUUUGGCAUGAUGAAUAUCAUAUCAAAUAAUAUUAAGAGUAGUAAUAAUAAUAAUAAUAAUAAUAAUAGAGGAAAUGAUUGGUCUGAACCACCACCGAUUGGAUCAUUUUUAUCGAUAUUAUUCAUGAAAUUUGAGAAAUUUUUCGAGAAUGAAGUCAUCACUAAUCUACAUUUGACCGGUCUAUUGACUAGACUUUGUCAUUUUCCACAUAAAUUAUUAUUAUCAUUAUUAUUUGAUGAAACAUUAUCACGAACAAAAAAUGUACCAUGUUUUCUGCAUUUAAUACAAAAAUUAAGUCUUGAAGCUCAAAAUUAUUGUGAUGAAAUACCGGAUUUUGAAACAGUUUUUCAGGCAGCAAAAUCAAAUCUACAAUCAAUGCCAUUGGGAGAAGUAGAAUGUUCAUUAUUGCUUGGUAGUGGUGCUGGUGGUGUUACAAAUAUACGAUCAUCAAAUUCAUCAUUAUCAAAAUCAAACGAAACAAAUGAAAAAGGAUCUCAACAUAAAGCAUUUGGAAUGUUAAAAAAUUUCUUUUUUCGUUCAACAAAUUCAUCGUCAUCAACAUCCACUAUAGUCAGUCGUCGACCAAGUAAUGCAUCAAUUGUUUCAUCUACGGGACAAAUGUUGGAAGUAGUUCCCGGUGGUAUCAGAUUCAUCAAUCAAACAUUAUUACAACAGCAACGAGAAUUACGAGAACAACGAGAUCAAUCACAAAAUGUUAAUCGUUUCAAUCAACUUGUCUAUAAUAUAAUUGUGUUUGAUGAAUUUCUCAUGGAAUUAUCUGCCAUUCUUAUUGAACAUUCAUUAAGAUAUAUUGAAAACUAAUUGUAAAAUGAAAACAAUAUCAAAAAGUUUUCGAUACAGUUUGAACAAACCAAUUGAUGGACUAUAGUAUGGGGAAAAAAACAUCCAUCCACAUGAAUCAUUAUGAUGAUUAGAAUUCUCACCGGAGUCUAUAUAUAUAUCUAUAAAGAUAUAGCCACAUGUUACCUGGAUUCCAUUUUUUUUAAUAUUUCAUGUGGUGUUUUUCAAAGUUGAAUGGAUAAAAAAAUGUUUAAUGUUUG
Dermatophagoides farinae (American house dust mite) is the source of this 3505-nucleotide messenger RNA. Lineage: Eukaryota; Metazoa; Arthropoda; Arachnida; Sarcoptiformes; Pyroglyphidae. The record is from RefSeq and is a predicted model, not a curated record.